GGCCAUGUUGAGGUAGAGUCGUCAACACAAAGCCUUUAUGGGCAGGUGUGUUACCUGUGGCUCCCUAAGGAAACACUUCCUAGCGUUCUGCCGCCACAGCUGCCCGACAGAGCAACCAAAGAAUGAGACGACGGAAAAGAUCAUAAAAAUAGUAUUCCUCGUCACUGCUUUAAUUUACUGCAAUCCGCAUUCAUUUCGGAGCUUGAUCCUGCAGUCAGCCCCGCACAGGUUUGGGUGGCAGACGGAGGAGGGAAGAACUUCCUGAUAAUAAAGAGGUGCGUCUUAUUUCCAUUCCAGUGAUUGACUGCGCACGGCUUUCACCGCCGGAGCUAGGGGCAUUGACGCAUUGUGGAGUCGACAGGGGGUAGCACUGCAACCCCGGCUUCGCUACACAACGGAGGCAUCUAUCGGCGAAACCGCGAUGGCCGUGGUGCAGCUCGACACGGAGGACCAUCAACCUGAGAACGGCUUCGUGUCCCCCGAUAGUACGUCGGGGCUGCUGACACGCAUCGACGGCUCUAUUCUGCCGUUUCUCGGGGGAUUUGGGAAGUACCAGAAACAGCUGAUCGUGCUGACAUGGAUCCCGGCGUUAUUCAUUGGAUUUAGCCAGUAUUCUGAUAAUUUCCUCCUUGCGCAGCCGAACAACACAUGUAUCCAGCCUUUGGGAAACCUGACUAAUCAGACUACAAGCCAUUCAUCGCUGUUAGACGGUCCAAAAAACAUCAGCGCGCGGCCAGCUCAUAUUUAUGCCAAUAGAAGUUACAGCGCCCAAUAUGCCGUUCACAAUGAAACGGCCAACAUGCAGUGUAGCUGCAGUGAGUGGACAUUCGAGCUGCACACGGGACUUGUACAGAACGUGGUUACCAAGUGGAGUCUGGUGUGUGACUCCGCAUGGAAAGUCCACAUCGCCAAGUUUUCUCUGUUGGUGGGAUCCAUCUUUGGAUACCUGACGUUUGGAAUCCUUGCUGACUGGUUUGGCCGCCACCCGGUGCUGAUCAUUUCGGUGCUGUUCAUGCUGGUGUUUGGUCUGACUGUGGCCUUCUCUGUCAACGUCCCCAUGUUCAGCACCCUGCGCUUCUUUGAGGGCUUCUGCCUGGCAGGGAUCACCCUUUCUCUCUAUGUCCUCAGGAUUGAGCUGUGCCUGCCAGGAUUGCGUUUUUCCAUGACCAUGGUGGCCAGUUUUGUGGUGUUGGGUGGUCAGCUGCUGAUGCCCGGGAUGGCAUACCUCUGCCGGGACUGGCAGGUACUCCAAGCUGUCAUCAUCUGCCCCCUGCUACUGAUGCUGUCCUACAUCUGGAUCUUCCCUGAGUCACUGCGUUGGCUGCUGGCCACUCAGCAGUACUGCCGCUCCAAGUGGAUCAUGGGACACAUAGCAAAGAAAAACCAAGUGAACAUGGAGCUUGACACCGACAAUAUCCUCACAGAACUGCAGAGAGCUCUUCAAAAGAAACCCAAGAAGACGUGCAUUGUGAAAAUGGUCGGGACAAGAAACCUGUGGAAGAAUAUUGUUGUGCUCUGCGUCAACUCGCUAACAGGCUAUGGGAUCCACCACUGCUUUGCCCGCAGCAUGAUGGACCCCGAAGCUCAGGAGACAACCAUGUUCCAUAACUUCUAUGCAGAUUAUUACACCAUGGCAGGCAUUGCGCUGGCAUCCUGCAUGGCACUGUGCCCGGCAGUUGGCCUAAUGGGCCGGCGGGGUGGCCUUCUCAUGUUUAUGAUCAUCACUGCCCUGGCGUCACUGCUGCAGUUGGGCCUGCUAAAUUUGCUGGGGAAGUACAGUGGCCAUCUGAACAUAGAUAGCUCAGGUACGCUGAAUAAGAACUUCUCCAUCGCCUUCUCCAUCAUCGGCAUGUUCUCUUCCCAAGCAGUCAGCAACCUGAGCAUCUUCUUCUGUGCUGAGAUCACACCCACUGUGAUCAGGGGUGGUGGGCUGGGCCUGGUCCUAGCCAGCGCCGGCUUCGGCAUGCUGACUGCGCCCAUCAUGGAGCUCCACAAUCAGAAGGGCUAUUUUCUCCACCAUAUUAUCUUUGCCUGCUGCACUCUAAUCUGCAUCAUCUGCAUUCUCCUGCUGCCCGAGACGCGCUUCCAGCCCCUCCCUGAGACCCUGGCUGAUGGCGAGAGCUACACCCGUCAAUCUCUCCUUCCACCGAGGAAACCUGGAGAACAGCGCCUCCUGCUGGCUCAAUCCGAGAGCAGUAGGGACUACACCAGGGUACAUGACACGCCACUCCACGAAGCAGCCGCCACCGUGGUGUCCACUAUGGACUCCACCGCCUCAUCAGCUGUUGAUUUGACCGUUCUGUCGGUCGGAAAUAUGUCUGCUCCCACGUUCAUGGAGGUGCACCCUGGCAAGCCUGAGCUUAAAGACCCCAACGGUCACUCAGUUUUACCUUUAUCCACAACCCCCAUCACAGCCCUGGGUAAAGACGGCAUCAUACAUGCCGGUAGAGAGCACCUGCUGUCUUCCACUCCGUUACACAAACCCCCAUGCGUCACAGACCCACUUUUAGCCGAUGCCGAAGAACCUCCAGCAGAAGUCCUGGAAUCUAUUGAGCCAUUGACGGAUUCUGCCAUUCCUAAAAUGAAUGACAUUGGUCCUUCCCCUACAAAAGAGUCAGCCACUACCUCUUCCCCUCCAUUAGACCGUUCCACUCCCCCGGUCCCUCAAACUGUGCCUGCCUCCCUAUUGAUCUGCACCACACCCAUCAUCGAGCCCCCGCCUAGCUCCACGUUAGAAUCCCCCAACACAGUGGGAAAUGAGAUCGACAGUAUAGCCCCGAAAUUCGACCCACCUUUGCUAGAGGCCGCUAAUGCCACUUUAGCAGACUCCCCUACUCCAUCUAUGCAUGACAGCCCCCCUCCAUCCUCUACCCCCUCUCCUGUUCCGAUAACAGAUUGCAACAUUUCCACUGACCCUCCACCCUCCAUUAGCACACACUCUGACAUUCCCAUCAAGUUAGAAAUAGUGGAAGAAUCUACAUUUGCUCCUAGAGACUCCCCCAUAACUCCUGUCAUAGACCCCCAACCACCACAGUUAGACUCUACCUCUCCCUGUGUUAAUGUCAUAUCCCCUCGUUCCUCUACUUCCCCUAGCCCGGUCACUGUUUCCCCUUCACCCACUCCCCCUCCACCCAUUGAAUCAGGCCAUACACCCUCAGCGGCCUCUUCCACUUCCCCUGUCAUAGAUACUCUCAACACUACUGCACCGAUUCCUACCAUCCUCCCCGUCACAGACAUUGUGCACACCUCCACUCCGGAAUCUACCACUCUGACUGUUCAGCCCACGCAGGAUUCAGCUGCAUCCCUUGCUGUAGAUUCAGCAGCAACUUCCAUCACAGAUUUAGGUGCUACAGAAGCAACUCUCCCCUCUCUUAUGGUCUGCACCGUCUCCUCCCCCAUAGACUUUGGCGUCCUUUCCACCAGGGACAGUGCCAGCACAGAAAACAACACUGUCAAUGGCGUGGCGUUGUUAUGAUCCAGUGUUGCAGUCAGGAGACGAAGCUUUACGGUUGCACGAGGAAGCAGCCCACGCCACACAAAUAACCAAGAAGGGGGCGAGGAGGGGGGCACAAACUGUCCUACUCAGACUUCAGGCACUUACUGAAGAUUGUCCUCACCUGGAGUUGAGUAGACAUGUCUUACAGAGAUGCUGUAUGUUUCUCAAUGCCCCCCCCCCUUCCUGCAUUUAGCCAAUAAAUGAGACCACGCAAGUGAGAGAGUGCCAGAGGCUGGUUUGUGACAAUGUGACAGUAUCUUCUGCUCUUUUUUAAUGUCACUGGAAAUCACCAGCCUAUAAACUACUUUGAUGUAAAUGAAUGGGAAAUCACUGUCUGUCAUUUUAAAGAGACUUACAACUAUACCCACAAUCACAGAGAGAACUGGUGAGAAAUACAAUGAUGCUAAAAACAAACAAAAAUCAAAUCACUGGUACUUUUGCUCAAAUGAAAUGUCUGUCUAACAUAUUUAUACAAAAAUAUCGCCUUACCUGUAUGGACAAAAAAAUCUGAAUGUUACAACAUACUUUUUGCCGUUACAGAGGUAAACAAUCCAAAUUGGAGUGAUUUUUCUAAAUACAAUGCCAAAAACUACUCUGACCAAAAUAAAUGUAGACAUAGUGCCAAAAAAAAUAGUAUAAGAGUAUUUGCCUGUUAGGGGAAAUACCGUUUAGUGCAGUCCCCUUUCAUAGACUAUAUGUGGAUUAAAGUGAAUCAGAUGAACCCUUUUCCAAAGUUCAGAAAUACAAAAUAAGUAGUCAAUUGUUUAUCAAAUUAUUGAAAGAAUGAAAGCUAUAUCACCAUUUAAUGAAUUAUAAUUGAGAUUGAGAUUGCUAAAUUGCUUUCAUGAACACGUGGUUCAUUGUAUGAACAGCGAUAUUAGAGAAAAGAAUGACCCAUAUUUUGUCGGUCUGAAAAAAACUUAUUUUUCCAAUCGUUUCAGUCAAUGGAAUUUAUGGUAUGCAAAUGCUUUUAUUUGUAAAUGUGAUAUUGUAAGUAAAUGCAUAAUUAGUUGUUGAGCUUGAUUAAGUCUUUUUUUCUAAUUCAAAGUAUUUCGAAUAAUCUCCCAUGGCGUGCCCUUAUUGUACAAAGCUAUACUACAUUCUUACAGUAUUUGUGGCACCUCAGUGUGGUGCCACCUUAUUCUUUGCAGUUGGGACAAAGCAUGAAAAUAAUUGUGACCGUGUCAGCAAAACAAACCUUAAAAGCAAACCUUAAAAAUACACAAAAGCUAUUUUUGAAAUGAAACCAAUGGAUGACAAAAUGUUCGAUGUGAUUGCCAACUGUCACAGCAAAGCUAACCUUUAGUGUGUUUUCCAAAUUAUGUUCUAGUUCUCUGUAGUUUAUGUACGUAUGUCAAUGUGUUCAUUCAUGCACAUGCACAACUAAGUUUACCUUA
Molecule: messenger RNA, 4893 nt
Organism: Sander lucioperca (pikeperch)
Lineage: Eukaryota; Metazoa; Chordata; Actinopteri; Perciformes; Percidae
Product: solute carrier family 22 member 23-like
Exons: 10
Coding region: 422-3475 (1017 amino acids)
Biological process (GO): transmembrane transport
Cellular component (GO): membrane
Molecular function (GO): transmembrane transporter activity
Source: RefSeq, a predicted model, not a curated record